GCGCGUUCUCACCGGGUCGUCAGCCCAGAGUCAGGAGGAUGCGAAGCCAGCCCCCUCGCCGCCAGCCGCCAGCCGCAGUGUUUCGUAGUUAGGCGUCCCUGCACAGAGCUGUGCCCUUUCAGAGUUCUUCUGCAGUUACAGUGAUGUGGGUUCUCACAUGAAUAUGAUGCUUUGCAUGUUUGAAACUGCCAUCAUCAGGUGAGUGCCACAAGUAGAACACUUGGAGGCUUUCAAACACAGUUUCUCGAAGAAAAUGAAUUUGGCCGAGAUCUGUGAUAAUGCUAAAAAAGGAAGGGAAUAUGCACUUCUCGGAAACUAUGACUCCUCCAUGGUUUAUUACCAGGGUGUCAUCCAGCAAAUUCAAAGACACUGUCAAUCCAUCAGAGACCCAGCACUGAAGGGCAAAUGGCAGCAGGUUCGGCAAGAACUAUUGGAAGAAUAUGAACAAGUAAAGAGCAUUGUCAACACUUUAGAGAGUUUUAAAAUAGACAAACCUACAGAUAUUCCUAUAUCUUAUCAAGAUGAAAAUUUUAGGGAUCCAACUGUUUGGCCACCUCCUGUUCCAGCUGAGCACAGAGCCCCACCUCAAAUAAAACGACCCAAUCGAGAAGUGAAACCUCUGAGGAGAGAAUCGCCAGGAUUGCAGCGUGGACCUGUGGGCAGAGCUCAACCAAUCUCAAAAAAUGAAAAACCUGCCAGCAGCCGAGAAAGGGAAUCUAGAGCAAAAGGAAAAGAUGAAAAGGGAAAGAAGAUCCCCCAGGACGGUGCCGGUGAUGGUGAAAUUCAGAAGUUUGAUGGAGCAGGAUAUGACAAAGAUCUGGUUGAAGCUCUCGAAAGAGACAUCGUGUCAAGGAAUCUAAGUAUUCAUUGGGAUGAUAUAGCAGACUUGGAAGAAGCCAAAAAAUUAUUAAGGGAAGCAGUUGUUCUUCCAAUGUGGAUGCCGGAUUUUUUCAAGGGGAUCAGGCGACCUUGGAAGGGAGUGUUGAUGGUUGGCCCUCCCGGGACUGGUAAAACCAUGCUAGCAAAGGCUGUCGCUACAGAAUGUGGAACGACUUUCUUCAACGUAUCUUCCUCCACUCUGACAUCGAAGUAUCGAGGCGAGUCUGAAAAGUUAGUUCGCUUGUUGUUUGAAAUGGCCCGAUUUUAUGCACCCACAACCAUUUUCAUUGACGAAAUAGACUCCAUCUGUAGCCGCAGAGGCACCUCUGAUGAACAUGAGGCAAGCCGUCGGGUCAAAUCUGAGUUGCUUGUUCAGAUGGAUGGAGUAGGCGGGGCUCUGGAAAACGACGACCCUUCGAGAAUGGUGCUGGUGCUGGCUGCUACAAAUUUUCCCUGGGACAUUGACGAAGCUUUGAGAAGGAGGCUGGAGAAAAGGAUCUAUAUACCAUUGCCAACAGCAAAAGGCCGAGCAGAGCUGCUUAAGAUUAAUCUUCGGGAAGUAGAACUGGAUCCUGACAUCAGCCUGGAAGAAAUUGCUGAGAAGAUCGAAGGCUACUCUGGUGCUGACAUCACUAAUGUUUGCAGGGAUGCUUCUUUGAUGGCAAUGAGGCGGCGCAUUAAUGGCUUAUCCCCAGAAGAGAUCCGUGCGUUAUCUAAAGAAGAGCUUCAGAUGCCUGUUACCAAGGGAGACUUUGACCUGGCUCUGAAGAAAAUCUCCAAGUCUGUUUCAGCAGCAGACCUGGAGAAAUAUGAGAAGUGGAUGUCAGAAUUUGGAUCUGCUUAACAGACAUCAUCUCACAAAGGAUUUUAGCUUUUCAGUUAUAAAAUAUUACAAAGACUUAGAAAUCUUUUAAGGCUUGAGUUUUUCCUACGGACAAGGACCCUUUUAAACUUUUUUUGCACUUUAAAGGGAACAAAAUAAAAUGUUACACAAUGAAA
This is a messenger RNA of Podarcis raffonei (Aeolian wall lizard), 1878 nucleotides long. RefSeq names its product katanin catalytic subunit A1 like 1 (gene KATNAL1). The record is from RefSeq and is a predicted model, not a curated record. Gene Ontology annotation, biological process: microtubule severing. Gene Ontology annotation, cellular component: microtubule; microtubule cytoskeleton. The coding region runs from base 254 to 1723 and encodes 489 amino acids. The transcript is spliced from 12 exons. Gene Ontology annotation, molecular function: ATP hydrolysis activity; microtubule binding; microtubule severing ATPase activity. Lineage: Eukaryota; Metazoa; Chordata; Lepidosauria; Squamata; Lacertidae.